This is a messenger RNA of Rana temporaria (common frog), 1243 nucleotides long. Its product is annotated as pancreatic triacylglycerol lipase-like. Gene Ontology annotation, molecular function: triacylglycerol lipase activity. The transcript is spliced from 11 exons. Gene Ontology annotation, biological process: lipid metabolic process. Bases 13 to 1104 code for a protein of 363 amino acids. NCBI's taxonomy places the organism in Eukaryota, Metazoa, Chordata, Amphibia, Anura, Ranidae. The record is from RefSeq and is a predicted model, not a curated record.
AUAUACACUGAGAUGUCAGGUAUGAGUGCAGCUGAGUGGAGUGCUGUGGGGACGGAGAUGUUGCUCGCCUGGAUCAUCGGUAUUUUCCUCCUAGGCACCGUAAAAGGUGGUGAGGUGUGCUAUGACAGGCUUGGAUGUUUCUCGGACGCCUGGCCCUAUUCAGGUUCUCUUCAGAGACCCUCUGCCAAGUUACCCUGGACCCCAGACAAGAUCAACGUCCGAUUCUUCCUCUACACCAGGAGCAACCAGAACAGCUACCAAGUGAUCAGUGCUGUCAAUCCUUCCACCAUCUCCUCCUCCAACUUCAGCACCUCCAGGAAGACCCGUUUUGUCAUCCAUGGCUUCACCAGUAGCGGAGAGGCUUCUUGGCUAUCUCAAACCUGCAGAACCCUGUUUCAGGUUGAAGAUGUGAACUGCAUUGCCGUGGACUGGGCCGGAGGAUCCCGCACUACUUAUUCCCAAGCUGCUAACAAUAUCCGCGUUGUGGGGGCAGAAAUUGCCUAUUUUGUUAACUAUUUAUCGGAAAAGCUUGGAUAUUCUCCUUCCAAAGUCCAUGUGAUCGGACACAGUCUGGGGUCACACGCUGCUGGAGAGGCCGGGAAGAGAAUGAAAGGCAUUAGCCGAAUCACAGGUCUGGAUCCCGCUGAGCCAUACUUCCAGAACACACCCGCAGAGGUCAGGUUGGAUCUGACGGAUGCUACAUUCGUUGAUGUCAUCCACACCGAUGCUGGAGAUAUCCUGACCAACUUGGGUUUGGGGAUGAGUCAGGUCAUCGGUCAUGUGGAUUUCUUCCCCAAUGGUGGUGUGGACAUGCCUGAAUGUCAGUCCUACAAGAAUGUUGAAUUUACCAAAGAAGAAAUCUUGAGUGAUCCAACAACAUAUGCCUCCCUCUUGUGUAACCAUGAUGCUGCCAAAGUAUAUUACCUCCAUAGUAUCACCAAUCCGAGCGCCUAUGUCAGCUAUCCCUGCAGCAGCUGGGAGAAUUACAUGGCGGGCAACUGCAGGUCGUGCCCCAGUUCCGGCUGUCCCAAGAUGGGUCACUACGCCGAUACCUACAGAGGUGUCACCAAUUCCAGCCAAGUCUUUUAUCUCAGGACGGUGUAAUGAUAAACUGAUAAAAACACAAUCGACCACAGACCAGGAACCGUUUUCAAAAGGCAUCUGAGUUUUACUAAGAAAUAAAUCUUAUUCUGUGAAAUCAGUGUCUUGUGAUCUGUGUCAAAAAUAAAUGUUUAAAGCUGAA